AUGGCUAACGAAGACGAGAGUCUAACAGUAAAGUGUGGAUAUUCACUAGAAAACUGGAAGAGCAAAACAACUAUAUACAUCCAGAAUAAUCAUAUCAAGCCGAAUAUUCCAGAAUCGUAUUUUAUCAUGCGUGAGGUACAGAAUAAUUUCCGCAUUAACAUUAUUCCUACACUAUUCUAUAUUUACAUUAGUGAUGCCAGUGUCGAUACUAACACGGUGGUGAAGGAUAUUGAAGAGGCUGGCGCAAUAGGUGCUGGAGGGAUGGAGCUCCUCGGCCUCUACAACUACGGCGGUUCGCUGGCACCACAGCCCGCUGGUGCCGACUGGGCUACGUAUGGCUUUGGUACACCGGCAUUCAACGCCAUUUUCAAGGCCUCACUGCAGAGUGCAAAGAGCACAGGCAUGAUCUUUGACUUUGCUCUGGGUCCGAGUCAAGGUCAAGGCGUUCCAGCCAAUCCAAAUGAUGAGGGGCUUCAUUGGGAUUUGGCACCAUUUAAUGUCAGUGUUCCGCCGAAUGGCGCAUACAACGGUCAAAUUCUCGGUUGGGGAACAGGUGAACUUGUUUCUCUGGUGUCCGCGCGGGUCGUGAACACCUCUACAGUUGUCAAUCCCGCGAGCAGUCUCUUUUCCACCCCUGCAAAUAACGCAACACGCUUGGUCCUGGCAGCAGGAUCACUAGUGGAUCAUACAGAUGCGGUCAGUGUUGAUGGAAAAGUUUCGCUGUCAUUCAAUGUUAGCGAACAUUCAACCUAUCGUCUUUUUGCCUACUAUCAGUACCAGGACCUUGUUAAAAACCUUGACAUCCACGAAAGCUCUACAGGAAGCAUUUUCGAUAAUGGCUCCUACACAGUUGAUCACUUCAGCGCUCGUGGUGCUCAAACUACGAUUGACUUUUGGGAGAACUACAUCUUGAAUGAUACUGAUAUCAAGUCCCUUUUCCAAGAGGUCGGCCGCUAUGGCUGGGAAGACAGCAUCGAAAUCAAGUCUAACAUUUCCUGGUCACCUUCCCUUCCAGGUAUUUUCGAGCAGAUCAACGGCUAUCAGCUGGGCAAGUACCUUCCUCUCGUCAUGUACGGAAAUAAUAACCCCGGCGUGCAGCCGUCAUACCCUGGUAAUCUGGAAUGCGUCUUGGACCGUGAGAAUCAGGGACAAGGCUACGUCAAUGACUUCCGUGAUGCUCUAGAAAAAGGAUAUCAAGUUUACUUGGACACGCUUUCAGCCUGGCUAGAGGGUCUGGGCUUAGGCUACUCAGCCCAAGUCUCCUACAACCUGCCGAUCAACAUGGAAGUAAAUAUCAAUCAUGUCCUCGCCCCGGAGUGUGAGAGUCUUGCGUUCAACAAUAACAUCGAUGGAUAUCGUCAGUUUUCGGGCGUCGCAAAUCUCGCUAAUCUCGCUCAGAAGAACGUGAUUCCGAAUGAAAUGGGCGCUAACUUAGAAAAGGCAUUUGCUCUUCCGGUCAGUGAGCUACUUGGGCAGAUCAAUACAGCUUUUGCCGGUGGCGUCAAUCAGAUUGUGUUACACGGCCAGUCAUAUACUGGUGACUACCACAAGACAACGUGGCCGGGGUAUACAUUUUUCUUCAUACUUACUGCAGAAUCCUACUAUAACAAGCAGCCUGCAUGGGGCCAUGGGUUCUCAGACGUUAUUAAUUAUAUCAGCCGGAAUCAGUAUAUCUUGCAGGCUGGCCAGCCACGAACCGACAUUAUUCUGUAUAAUAGAGUUUCAAUGACUGAUCUUCAGCUUGAGGCUUUGUACUCUGCCAAUAAUAUGAUUAAUACAGAUUAUACUUACACUUAUCUAUCACCUGCAAACUCGAAUCUCUCGCAAGCAUCUGUGGCAGGCGGCCUUUUGGCCCCUCAUUCCCCCGCCUACAAAGCAAUUGUCGUAACAAGCGAUCAGAAUGUCACUUUGGCUGGUGUCAAUAAGCUCCAACAGUACGCCGAUGCCGGACUCCCCGCCGCGGUCUACGCUGCUUUAGAGGCACUCAGGAGUUCUCCAAGCGUCUAUACCACUGGGUUUGGGCAAAUUGCUUUAAAGCUCGAGCAGCUCAACCUCACUCCGCGCGUCGCAGUUCAUUCUAAUGGCACCUGGUAUCCGGUUCUUCGGAUGGAUAAUAACACGGACUACCUUUUUAUCUUCUCCAAAGAAUCGGCUUCUCAAGGCAAGCUCACUGUUAGCUCAACCAAGACACCUUACCUUCUGGAUAGCUGGACUGGCAAGCGAAGCCCUUUCCUCCAUUACAAGAGAAGCGGGAACACGACAGUAAUUCCUCUUCAGCUUGCUGCGAAUCAAACGAUCGCUUUUGCCUUCAGCAACGAGUUGAAGUAUGAAAUUGAGACCCCGUCUCUUCACGCUUCACGUGUUCCCUCAACCGUCCUGGGUUAUGAUUACAGCACCUCUGCACACAUCCACCGACCCCUGCAACGACUGCGUGUUCCAACUCUCCAACGGAACUACCUAUGA
Molecule: messenger RNA, 2463 nt
Organism: Aspergillus niger
Lineage: Eukaryota; Fungi; Ascomycota; Eurotiomycetes; Eurotiales; Aspergillaceae
Exons: 5
Coding region: 1-2463 (820 amino acids)
Source: RefSeq, a predicted model, not a curated record